GAAGAAGAAGAAGAAGAAGAAGAAGAAGAAGAGCGAGAGGAGGAGGAGAAAAGGAAACAUUUCAUGACGUAGAAAUACAGCGCCGGAGCAGCUAGAACUGCAGCUAGCUACAUUAGCUUACGUUUAGAAAGAAGAUAAUUGACAACUUCCCAGCUCAUGAUGGUGGGUGUUUUAUCUGGUUAGAUGGUCCAGGGGCCGUCCCGGUGCCUCGUAGUUGUUUGGAUUAGUCUCAAUCGGCAGUCGUCAUGGCAGAGGAGGAGGAUUUGUCACCAAACCUUCUGACAGAGGAGAUGAAACUAAGCAAUGGCGACCUCGUAGCUCCAGAAGGUUUAUGCUGGGUGUCAGUGCUGUCCUGUCUGCUGCUUGCUUGUUCCUAUGUUGGAAGUUUGUACGUGUGGAAGAGUGACCUGCCUAGGGAUCACCCUACUGUGAUAAAGAGACGCUUCACCAGUGUGCUGAUUGUGUCGUGCCUGUCGCCUCUCUUUGUGUGGGCAUGGAGAGAAUUAACAGGUGUCAGGACUGGCCCGUCCUUACUGGCUCUCAUGGGGAUCCGGUUUGAGGGCCUCAUUCCUGCCAUCAUACUUCCUCUGGUGCUCACCAUGGUCCUGUUUCUGGGCCCCCUCAUGCAGCUGGCCAUGGACUGUCCCUGGACCUUCAUAGAUGGGAUCAGGGUAGCCUUUGACCCGUGGUUCUGGAUGUUGUGUUUCAGUGACAUGCGCUGGUUGAGGAAUCAGGUGGUAGCACCGUUAACAGAGGAGUUGGUUUUCAGGGCCUGCAUGCUGCCCAUGUUGGUGCCCUGUGCUAGCCCUUCUGUUGCCAUCUUCACCUGCCCCCUCUUCUUUGGAGUGGCUCACUUCCACCAUGUAAUCGAGUUGCUGCGGUUCAGGCAGGGGACACUGUCAGGGAUCUUCCUCUCUGCAGUCUUCCAGUUCUCCUACACAGCGGUGUUUGGGGCCUAUACUGCCUUUAUCUUCAUCAGAACAGGUCACCUGAUGGGCCCAGUCCUUUGCCACUCCUUCUGUAACUACAUGGGUUUCCCUGCCAUCAGUGCAGCCCUCGAGCACCCCCAUCGCUUCACCGUCCUCUCCUCCUACCUGCUGGGGGUCCUCUUCUUCCUCCUCUUCCUCUUCCCCUUCACUGACCCCUCCUACUAUGGCCUCCCCACACCAGUCUGCACCCUCACCUCAUCCCCCACUUCCCUCUGCCUCUCCUGAUCCCUGCCCCCACACACACUUGAUGAAGCAGUCGAGGGUGUUUUUUUGCCAAGUUAGAGAUCAGGUCAGGUCCAGUUUGGACCGACACGGUAACAGCCAUGUGAGCUACAUUGCCAUGGAGAGGUGAGGAACUCUGUACCCAUCUUCUAUGGUCUAUGGACCCUUGAUAUGUCAAGACAUUUACAUGACAUAUUUCAGAGAAUCAGCUGAAGCUUUUACACAGAAGGACUGAGUUUAAGUAGGUGUGAUUCAUGUUGCUGUGCGUGAACCCCUAGACCGUCCCCUUUCAAGGACAGCUUCAGUAAUUGUUGGGCUAUGCUGCCACCCUGAAAUGUCAUUGUAGUGUAGACAUAGGCAACACUGAAGGAUAGUUCCUCCUCAGAUCCUCUUAUGCUGGUAGAUCUCAUCAAUUUGUGAUGAAGCGUCAUAAUGUACCAUUUUGGUGUACUCAUUUUCUACUCAGUCUGUCUGGUCUUUUAAAGGAUAAUUCUAGUUUAUUUUAAUGUUGAUUUUAUUUUUGUAGUUUUAGGCCAUCAUUCAGCCAUUGAUUAUAAUACCAUUUUGCUAUAAUGAUUGUCAGUAUUGGCCAAACUUAAAUCCAGUAUCAGUUCUAAUUAUUAUAAAUAUUUCAAGUGAGCUCACUUUCAGUUUGAACCCCAACUAAAGUGAUUUAGAUAAUCUAGAUAAAACUGUUGGUUUGUUCACAGCAUGUCUGAUUGUGUGACUGAGGUUCCUUCUACUUAUGACCAGUAUUAAUGAUGGCCCAAUCUAUGAAAAUAAAGUUAUGCUUCCCAACUGGUAUUGACAAAGCGCUGGGUUUCAGGUUGUGCAAUGGCCAUUUUGUUGUGUAACACUUUGGGUUGGGGUUCAUGUUGGGUUAUUUUCAAAUGUAGUUUUUCGCAUUAGCCUGGUGAGCUAAUGGUCAGUAUUGAAUGAGGUAAAGAAAAAUUAGCUUCAGGUCUCAGGUUAGAUUUGGGCUUUUAAAUUUGGCUGUACCAGUCAGGCUUAGUUGGAUCUAAAACAAGUGGGUACUGGGUUUGGUUACCAACUUUAGGCUCCUUUUGUAGGAAACCCAGAAUUGUCCUUUAUUGCCUUUGAGGAAGACAUGGACAUUGUUACUUUCAGCUGUGGGUUGUUGGAGAAACAGUUCUUUCAGUGAACACAGUUAGAGUCACAACCCUUACUACAAACUCAACAGGUCUUGUGGCUUCACUGCAUUCUGGUCUACAUGGAUAUGUUAGGAUUCUUGUUAAAUGUCAAUUAACCUUGCUGUAACUGCACUGGAGCACAGGAAUGUUGGUGUGAUGUUGAAAUAGGAAAAAGACAUUUAGGAAAAAUGGUUGCAGGAAUAAGAUCUAUGUCACAAAUAGUUGUUUUUAAUGCUAUGCUUUUAAUAGUGAGGAUGGAUUUCUUCUUUAUCUGAACUCAGACUCCAGGACUUUGCUGUUGUAGAGAAUCUUUCUGCUUGAAUCGACCAUUGUUUAGUAUGUGAAGAGAAAAAUUAAUGGUUAUUUAUAUACCUCUGCAUGUUUUCAGUACUGGUACUUUGUAAUACUACUUUUGUUGGUGAAGGUGGGUGAUGGGAUAGCUCAUGUGGGGUCACUGUUGCUAAUGCCUGAAACAUACUCUAUAUAAUUGCACAAAUGCAAAUGACAAGGUAGUUCUACAGACUGGGCCUCUGUGACAGUUGUAAACAACCAAACAUGAACACUAAUCAAUGCAGACAGUUUGAUCCCAUUGGUACCUGCUGUACUGCCCCCCCAUAGUGACACCUAAAACUAAAUCUCACUCUUGGAUUAUGUUAAGGGCCCGGUCACACCAGCGUUUGUGAAUUCACACCCUUCCAUCAGUUUCAAACCUGUUUUCUGAUACCGACCAACUGGGCAAAGCAGGCAGUUAGCCUGGGACCCUGAAAGCCCAAGUUCAAUGUGUCGGUUGGUCUUACAUGAUAUAAAUAACUGCAAAUUUGGUUAGGUUAUUUUGUGUCAUUUAGGUUGCUUUCACACCUGUUUGGUUUGGUUAAAAUAAACCCUGGACUGUUCAGUGUGGUUUGUUUGGUUGUGUGAAAGCUGCCAUUCAAACUUUGGUGAUAACUAAACAACUCUUGCAUUAUUACCUAAACCUCUGGCCCUAUCUUCUUCAGGUGCUAGAGAACGCUACCUUUAAUCAAAUCAGAUUAAAAAAAUAAAAAAAUAAAAAUGGAAAAAAAAAAUCAAGAGAGUGCAAGUAGUCACUUCCAUGACUAUAGUGAGUAUAUCCCAAUGAAUUUCCCUGUGCCUCCUUUUGGUGUGACCGGGCACUAACAAUUUAAGGUGACAUGUUUUCAGACUUGGUAAGUGUCUGUGUUUGCGUCUUUACGCAGGGUAUGUUGUGGACUUAAAGCUGGAUAUUGUUAUGUGUUAUCAGCCUCUGGCUGUUUUUCAAGGAUCUUUGAGCUCCUAAAAUGGCCUCUAAGCCUUGUUGGCAUAUGACAGUUUUUAAUUGUUUUUUCAUUCCAUUCCAAACAUCUUGCUCAUAGGAUCUUGCAAUUUUUAAUCCAGUCGCUAUUAAAAUUUGGUUCUAUGAUUUCUUAGGCUGUCUCUUACUCAGUACAUUUGUAGAUUUAAAAGUUGUGAUCCUGCUCUCAUUCUCUUUUUUACUUUGGUUUUAUAUUGCAACUAAUUGAAGGGAGCGUAAAAACCCCAGCCCUCAGGUGUAGUUUAAUAGAGACAACAAUGCUCCAACCAGUGAUUGCAUGCUGCUACUUGAUGUUUUUAAUACAGAGCCAGGAAAAGUCAUUUGUGUUUCCACAUAUACACAUGUACACAGCUUUACUAAAAAAAAAAUGGAACCAGAAAAUACUCAGUUGAAAUUAGUCACCAGCACAUUACUGACUGAAGGGAAACUAAUUUAUUUAUGACCAGGGUUUCGUUUUCAUAGUUUUGGCCAUCAUUCCCAUCAGUUCAGAUAACAUUUGACUCACUAACACAGGUAGCUGCAGUAUUAAAACAGUCCAACAGGGCAACGACACAGGCAGUCAGAUGAUCAUACAGAUUCUAAGUAAAUCCACAGUGAGCCCAAGUUAUAUAAACCACUUAUUUUUACAUUACAUUAGAUUACAUUAAGGUACAGUUAGUACAGUCAGUUCAGAAAUCCAUGGCAAGUUGUUUAGUAUGAGCACUACCUGGAUUCGUCUUGAUUUUGGCAUGAGAUGUCCAAGACACUAUGACAGCUGUCACUCUUAUCAAAAAUGUACUUUGAAUGAAUAAAUAGGUGCGUUUCCACCACAGAAACUUUCCCCGGGAAACAAACCUUUUUGAGGAACUCAGUUCCCCUACCUGUCUUUGCACCACCGCAUCCAGGUUCUAAAUUAAGUUGGGGAGAUAGCUUUACCCCCAUAAAAGUCCCCGCUAAGUGGGCAGUACUUUCUAAGGUCCAGGAACUUUUGGGGUGGGCAUGCAGUGCUGAACAUUGCUGAUUGGUCAAGGUCGCCAGCAUCUUUUGCAACAUUGUUAUGCACCUGGCACUUUUAAAACCCACAACUGCAAACAUGUUGUUUUGCUUGCAGUUUGUGGUUGACAAUCAGGACGGAGCAGAUGAAGAGAUUCAUAUAUAGCUUUAUAGGCUGUCAUCAUACUGUAUUGUCAUGUGUACAAAUGUCAUGAAAGGCGACCAUCGUGCUUUUUAUAUGUCAGCAGACUAGUUUGCUUAAUCUUCCUCGGGCUUUGGCCCUGUUGUGGAUGCACGAAUCACAAUGUGCUGGAGAAACUUUUACCCCUAGGAAAAUUCCUGGACAUGAGUUUUUGGGAAAUUAAAGUUCCAGGAAACUUUGGUGGAGAAGCACCUCAUGUGUAGAAAAACUGAGCCUAUCCUUAACUACAUUGUUGAACCGACGUUCUAUUAAAUUGUGGUGUCUCCUCUGCAUCAGUUGGGUUACAAGUUAACAGGUUAAUUCAAAUUUGUUGUUGUGGUAAAGGUUCUGUACGUUAGUUGCAUUUGUUAAAGGCAGCAAGAAACUUCAACAUUUUAAUGGCAGUUUUUCCUUCCCCAGUGUCAAAUUCAAACCGUUUCAAUGCAUAGAUCAAAGGGUUUGUUUUCAUGGUUAUCUGUCCAACAUGGAUAGGGCAUUUUCCCCAUUUUGCCUUAAAUGUUCCCUGUAGAGUUUCUGACCACAGUAUGGAGUCAAGUCUUUACAAGUGGGUCCCAUUUUAUUUAUAUUGUGCACGUGUGGAAGGCAAAUUUGCAUUCUGCCACUGGUUUUAAGCUUUUUAUGUUGAUUGACAGGUGCUGGCAGUAAGGCUGCUAGAAACAGCAAUAUGCCAUCAAAGCCAGGAAAAGAGAAGACUGCUAGCUAGUAAACAUGGAUGUAAACAAUGCAGGAAGGAAAAUAGAGCUCACUAUACAUUUGCGUGAGAAACACUGAAUGUAAACAAAACUUUUGUUUGUUUUACAAGAAAACUCCACAGGGUAUCUUUAACGUAGAGGACAACAAAAGCCUUGUUUUCCGAUAAGACGAGGGCAUGUAACAGAUCAUAGUCACAGUUCAUUUUACAAAUGCCCCCCACAGGAGAACAACCUGUUAAGCUUAUCAUUACAGAACAAACAUGUAAUUAUGCCCCACAUUCGAAUGGUCCUUUUAAUUUUGAAUAAACAGAGACAGUCCUAAUUUGGAAUAAUUUGUAAUCAGUAAACCUUAUCUUCACCAGACCAUAACAACGUAGUUUGUCAUUAAAUGUCAUCAAAACUAGCUAUAAAACUAACAAAAUGAGACUCAACAUUUAAUUUUGGACAGUUACAGUUGUAUGCACUUAACUUCUGUGCAGUCUUGUACUAUUCUUGGUUUCUAGAGGGGUAUCAAGUUGCAUCACUGGCUUUUUUCUUUAAAAAUGUUGAUAUUUGAUUUUUCCUGACUUGAGAGUCAUGGGCACAGCCAGCUGGUGUGCUUGCUAUGAAAAAACUGAAUUGUAGACAUACAUGAUCAUUUCUUCAUCGGAGAAGUCUGAUUGACUCAUUACUCUCUCACUCCACUUGUUGAAGUUAUUUAUAGCUUAAAACUGGUGAUAUCUAAGACGCUUCUGAGAGUGACAAGACUCAAUGGCAUAAGCUAUACUCAUACUGUGAAGAAGUGGGUUGCUUGGAUCUUCAGCAAUAAAUCCUAUAUGUGGGAAUUUUGGACUUUUUUUAUAUCACUGUGCAGUAAAGUAGAAGAUUCUUUGCAUAGAACAGGGCCAUACGUGCAUAUUGGUUUUCUUGGUCAGUUAAAUUAUUCUUGGCAGUCAAUUGUUAAAGUUUACAAACCCUUGGCAGGUAGUGUAUUGUGAUGUGAGUUUUAUUGUACCUACCUGAAGCUGCCAGCAGAGGCCAUCAGAGCAUUUUGUGAAAGGCAGGGCUGCUGUGGUCUCAGUGAGGGGAACUGAGGACCACUACAUUCUGUUUAUCAGCCUAUCUGACAUAAGUCAUCUGUCACUGGAAAACCAAUUCACUUUAACUUAUUUGUCUUUAGAUUCUGCAAAGUUAUGCAACAACAGAGGAGACUGAUGCAGAGAGGAGGAGCCCUGUGGUGAGACUCUCACUGAUGUUAGUUUCCUAUUAAACAGUGUGAAAGCAGAGUUUCACAUCAUCCUGCCACCUACAUCCUUCUCUCUGAACUUCUCAGCUUACUACAUUUAAAUUGUGGGCAUUUGAUUGCUCUGCUAUAAAUUUAGAAGUCUGUGUUUUCUUACAAUCAAGAAUACAUAUUUACUGUAUGAGAUUCCUCCCUGAUCUUGGAUAUACAAAAUUAAUCAUGAAAAUAAAACGCCUUUUUAUUCACAUAUUAAGGGACAGUACAUCGGUCUCAGCAUAUCACCUUAAUGAGUUUUGAGUCCAUUUUAAUUAGUAUGGGAGUAUGGGAGAGUUCUAAUUUAGGAUUUCUCCACUAUUUCUUGCUUGUGACCUGUUUUUUUUAAAAAUCCCAAAUAUUCCCAGUAAUCCAGCAAUUAGUGAAUGUUAAGAUAUUAUGUGAACCUAAGUAUGGUAUAGUGUUUGAUUUCAAAAGCAAGGUGUGGUGCUCCAAAUUGAUCAUAGAUAAAUUCGAAUAUACUUCUACUUCAAACCUACUCAAAGCUGCUAUGUGUAGAUUUUACAAUACAUGUAAUAAUAGCAUCAGGGUUUUCCCUAGGUUUCUGGAAGGCUUGGAUGCUAUGGUGGUGUGUGUUUGCGCGGUAGACGGUGAGGGGUGUUUGGUCGGGGCGUUUUGGGGGUCCUCCCCUGAGAAAAUGUUAUGUUAUUUGAAUAAAAUCUAUGCGUUUUAACAUCAUUUUGGACCAUGAUCAUCUCAGUAUUUAUAAGAAAACACAGGUUGUUGUUUUUCACAGUACACUGACAUUAGCAAGAAGAAAAGUGAAACAAUUAAGCUCACCGAUGAAGUAAGAGCUAUGUUCUGAAGUAAUCCAUCACAUUUUCCUGAGUGAUUACACUGUGUGCCCUACAAAGUAAUAGCAGUAAAACAAGGAUUAUAGUGAAAGGAUUUGAACUAAAAUUUUGUCAUCCUUUCAUGACCAUCUGACAAUCUAACAGCAUUUUGCUUCUUAUAAAAAUUUCUGUUCGGUCAGACAUCUGUACGCAGGUUACUUCUUCACUAGCCACUAUCCAGUUGGCUGAGUUAGAGUUGCAAGUCACUGUAAUUCCUCUCAGAAUCGUUUUUUCUGACAGUUAACAUUUUCCAGACUGUCUUUUUGAGUUGAUCUCUGAUGGCUGUAAUUCUUGGCUGUUUGAUAGAUUUUCUCCCUGGUUCGUUUAUGAAGUAAAGACGUCAGGAGAUGCAAAGAACUCGUUUUCAUUAAUUUAUUUAAUCCUUGGCAACAAAACAUGUUCCACCAGCCUGCAGAAACUCCUUCGGGUUAAACUGGGCUAAUCAAACACUUUCAAGGCUGAUCAACUAUAAAAAAAAAAUUCACUAUAAACAGACUGAGAACACUUGCUAACCUAGCAACAUUAAGGCUAGAAACAGCCCAUAAUGUGACACAAAGAUCAUAUCUACACUUUUAUUUAAGUUUUUAUUUGUAGAAAAUAAACCAACUGUAGUUAAAAUUGGUUUUGGACUUGGGUGUCUAGUUUCAUGACAGUAGUUUCAUGACGCUGGCACAUAGCCUUGGUGUGUCGAUCCUGAUGUGUAUGUGUUAUGAUUAUUACGCCUACUCUCUCUGUCAUUUGGAGAGCCUUGGAUAUGACGUACAGACACAGAGACCCUAUAAUAUUGUACUGAUAAUUUCAGCGAUAUACAUGAAAAAUAAAAUAAACACACAGUUACAAAGAUAUAACAGAAUUUUAGUUGCAAUAUGAUUAAAUCCAAACCAAAAUACACGUAGAAAACGUCACAAGGUUUAAAUGCUAUUGACAGAGAAAUAUCAUAGGUAUAUCAUAAUAUAUAAUAGGGACAUUGGAAAUUAGGCUACGUAGGAUCACUGUACAUCACUGGUAGAUUUAGAGACUUAACAAAUAAGGAUAAGUAUAUUGUAGGAAUAAUAAACAGGGCCUGAAAUGAUAAAGUAAAUGAAGUAAUGCCUCCCAUUGGUCCCUUUUUUGAUGUUUCAACAUGCUGAUAGUAUUACCUAGCCGAAUGCUGCUCUAAUUUUUCAUGUAGACCGGCUGAGUAAUACCAAUAAUACAAUGCACACAGAUUUAGGAUUGGUUAAAUAAGCCACUUGAUACAGACACUAAGAUGUUGUAGUGGAUGCAUUUCUUUAUUCUCAGCUAAUGGAGUGUUUGUCCUCAGAUGAAUUGAAUUGUGAUAUGGUUCAUGAUUUCAGUAGCUAAGAUGGCAGCCACAAAGAUUAGAGC
Molecule: messenger RNA, 9014 nt
Organism: Xiphias gladius (swordfish)
Lineage: Eukaryota; Metazoa; Chordata; Actinopteri; Istiophoriformes; Xiphiidae
Gene: rce1a
Product: Ras converting CAAX endopeptidase 1a
Exons: 8
Coding region: 246-1214 (322 amino acids)
Biological process (GO): CAAX-box protein processing
Cellular component (GO): endoplasmic reticulum membrane
Molecular function (GO): metalloendopeptidase activity
Source: RefSeq, a predicted model, not a curated record